This is a messenger RNA of Lates calcarifer (barramundi perch), 3843 nucleotides long. It is a transcript of the gene noxa1, whose product is annotated as NADPH oxidase activator 1. NCBI's taxonomy places the organism in Eukaryota, Metazoa, Chordata, Actinopteri, Centropomidae. Gene Ontology annotation, molecular function: superoxide-generating NADPH oxidase activator activity; protein binding. The transcript has 16 exons. The record is from RefSeq and is a predicted model, not a curated record. The coding region runs from base 175 to 1788 and encodes 537 amino acids. Gene Ontology annotation, biological process: superoxide anion generation.
CGGGAAUGUGGACAGAGAACUUCCUUAUGGCAGCAGGGUGGAGACUCUGGAGGAGUCCUGUUUUAAUCACUCUCACUUCCCUGUUGGCAUAGUGUGGAGGACAGCAGAUAGCAAGACAGAGCUGAGCACUGACUGAACUCACCUGCCUCUCAUUCAGGAGCAAAAGUCUUCAGCAUGCUUUACACCGAGUUACUACAGCUGUGGGACGAGUCGGUGCAGGCAGUGGAUGCCAAGAACUGGCAAGGAGCUCUGAACAAACUCGAGCAGAUUAGUGAACCCACAUCUCGCACCCUGUUCAACGCUGCCUCAGCUCACCUGGCUCUGGGACAGUUGGCCCUGGCCAUGAGGGCUUUAGACCUCACCAUUGCCAAGGAUGAACGUCUUGCUAUUGGCUUCUUCCAGAGGGCAGCAGUGAUGAUGCAGAUUGACAGGCAGUUGGAGGAGGCUCUGUCAGACUGUAUCUGGGCACAGAAGCAUAUGAGAGGAAACAUGGUCAUUGACUACAGACAGCUGGGACUGAGAUAUAAACUCUACAGCUGGCAGGUUUUAUAUAAUGCAGCAGCUGUGUACUGUCGGAUGGGCCAGUGGGAGCAGGCCAGUGAGGUCCUGCUGUCAGCCUCUCAGGAGAAAGGAGGAGGUCGAGGAGGAAACAUAGAGGCAGCUUUGGACAGUGUCCUGAGAAAGGAUGUCCUGGCUCCUCUCUUGGUGCCUGAGGGUGUGGUGUUUCGUCCCAGGAAACAGGAUGUGGAACAGCUGCAGCAAAGAGACUUCUUGGGCAAAGCAAAGGUGAUAUCCUCCAUGAUUCCUAAUGAUGAUUUUGGAGGCUUUGAACCUCUGAGGCUGCAGAAACCAGGUUUCUAUGAGCCCAAGGUGAACGGAGCUCAGGAUUCUCGAUAUAUGCGUGUGCGGGUCCCUUACAUGGCUCGGGGCCCUGGACAGCUGACUGCACCGGGAGGGGCAAUGGUGUUUCUAUUUGGGGAGGAGGACAGGGACGGGAUGGCAACUGUCAUAUAUGAUGGACAGCGAGGAUGUCUACCAAUGUCCCUACUUGAACCGGCAGAUGUCAAGACAUCCAAAGGCAAAAAGGAGAAUAGAUUUCCCAGUGGGAUCCCCCUCCCACCAGGACUCAAGCCACCCAGUCGUCCACAGGCCCAACCCAGCCCUGCAGCUCCACCUCAGGUACGUUUUACCUCAGACACUCCACCUCCAUCCUACACUUCUGCCACCCACGUGCUGCUGCCAGCCUCAGAGCCUCCCCAGUACACAGCAAACACAGCCAGCGACCAGCAUACCAGUUCACCUCAGGUAGACGAGGUGGGCUCUGUGGUGGUGAAGGUCCACUACACGUACAGUGUGGCUCUGUCUGUCCCUCUGGACACACUGUAUCAUGAACUGAAGGAACAAAUUGCACAGAAAUUGGGCCAGCCUGCAUCUCAGCUGCGCCUCAGACAUAAACCGCAUGGCUCCCAGGUGCUGAUACCAUUGGGUGGAGAGGAGGAGCCAGGCUGCACCAUACAAGAGGUGGCUGAGGCUGGCAGAGCCACCCUGUGGUGCCAGACAGAAGACCCUCUGGCCAAUCGUACCAUCCUUUACCAGAUGGUGGCGCUCUAUGACUAUGCUGCUCAGGGCCCAGAGGACUUGGAGUUCAGUGAAGGGGACACCAUCGAUAUCCUGGGUCAAGUUAAUGACGAAUGGCUGGAGGGACACUGUGCAGGAAAUAUUGGGAUCUUCCCCAGCUGCUUUGCCUACAGGGAAAACACCAGUAUCACCCAGAGCUCUGAGUUAUAAAAGUAAAUGAGCUACUGUACAGUCAUCUUUAAUAAACCUGUUAACAGUGGAUGUUUACAGCCUCAGAACAACCAAACAACACUGUUCUAGUGGCAUACAGUCCACUCUGACUUAAUCAUGAUUUUAAAAUAUUUUUGUUGUAUAUGGUAUCACUGAAAUGUUGCUAUAGUAGCUCAGACUAUGUCUAUGUUUUCCUGUUUUCUAUAUUCUGCUGUGUUACUAUGAUAUUCCUCUGGUAUUCUAUAAUACCAGAGGAAUAUAUAAUGAUACCUGUGAUAUACCACAUCAAACUUUAUGAUAUAUUUUUUUAAACUCAAUUCUGUAUCCAGGAAUAUUUCUACAGGGUUACUUACUUAAUUACAUGGUUCUCUGCAUUAAUUGGUCAUAAAAUUAAAGCUUAUUUUCAUGUACAAACACAAUGUGCUAAUGAACUUUAGCAAAUUGUUUCUCUGGAGUCAUCUCAACUGGGUGCUCACUUCUAGGGAGGAGCCCACAGACUGAAAUCGUCUCCAUUUCUAGACAGUUUGUCUGACUAUGAACAGAUGAAUAUCUAAACUUACUUUUUCCAGCAUUAUGCAAAUCAACAGUCCUUUGUCAGUAGAUGCCUCUUGUGAUUAACAAACUCAAAAUGUUUCAGUGGUUUGAAGUGGUGAGUCAAAGUAGUUCUAACACACAGCCCCAAUCUUGUUUCAUUAAUCUAUCAAUAUUACCUGAUGACCAGGUUUGCUAACUCUUGACUCUGAUCAGCUUGUGUUGAUGUUAUUUAGCCUGUUUGCAUGAUGAAUUCAAUAUGGACUAGAGUGAUACAAUAAUUUGUGUGUUAUUAGAUGAAAUAGAUUGUGUUGUUCACUAUUAUAACCUAUAACUCAGAAUUUCUCCUAGAUAUGAUCAAUUUGUCUUUAUUAUUAUAUUCUCGCACCAUAUGCCUCACACCUGCACAUCAAGGGGGUGGGACAAGAGAUAAAUACCUCCACAUCACAGUCCAAAGCCUUCCGCCAUCAGUAUGGCCAAAAGAUUUAGCUGUCAGAGGACUUUAGAGCUUAUAUUUGAGGAGAGUCAAGCGAUGUGGAAGAUGUCUCCGAAUAUGAGGAUAAUUUAGAUAUGAUGAAAGUGAAUUUGAAGAUGGCCUUUACUGGGAAUAUGCAUCACAAGGAGCACCACAGGCGGCCGCUGGAGCAGCCCAAGAGCCAGUCACUGGAAGAGCCCCACAGACAAAUUUGUCUAAGAAUGGACAGAUUGGGGCACUAACAAGCAAGAGUAGGACGCAUUUUUCAGAGCUCCUGUGGAACAGAUAGCAUUUUUCAUGAAACAGCGUACACCAGGUGACUCAGACCAACCCUCGCCCACUCAGAGUAAAAGUGUAGGUAUGGCCGCUGAAGAUAUCAAAGCAGAAAUACUAUCAUCCCUGAGGGGGGAAAUCUCUACACUGGCCCACUGGUGGAGGACUUUGAUGCACUUAAAUUACAACUCCAAGGGGUGCGAUCUGAAAUCGAAAACAGCACAAAAGCAUUCUGAACAGAAGUUGACCAUAUGUAAAUUAAAUUACAUUAUAAAUUACAAAAAAUAAAUUACAUUAUGAUGAAGACACCAUGGAGAUUCUGAGGAGAGCCGAGGACAGAGCUCCACUGACCUACAAAUGGGAAUCGGAGGUCUGAGUGUAUCCUUGCUGGUAACUGACAGUCAGAUUUUGCUAAUACGCCACUAUUCCCUGUCUGCUAUAAGAAUUUCAUUUAGUUAAUUUCGUGAACAGGGUGAAUUAUGCAUUAUAACUAACCCAACUGAAUAUAUCCCAACUGAACUAGACAGGGUACUAGUAUUUCAUGGAUGUCACUUAUUACAUUCUACCAUGUCUACCUCACCAGUAGUUAUUAUGAGAGAAGAUCAAUAACACUUAAACAGAGCUGACUUCAUGUGUAAUCCUAAUGGAUACAUAACCAUAACCAUUUGCAACCAUUUACUUUAUACAAGAAUAUGGACACCUGCUGCGAUGAUGCAGAGCUUGUAGAGUUUCUAAGCCAUCGACUGAAUUGACAAAUAAAGACCUGCUUUAAACUA